UCAGGACUCUGGCUCUGGUGAUGCGGGGCGCCCUGGACUGGCGGAUCGAGCCGAGAGUUCGGACGGGUCGCAGGCCGUAAGGAGACCCACCACCUUGCCCUCCCCCCUCCCACCCCAGGAUGUCGGGGUGCCGGCUGGCCAACAUGAACGGGUUCCUGGAAGACCACCGGAUGGAGGCCGGGGACGUUAAUCGGAUCAUGAGGUGUCUGGAGACCGGGUCGGUGCUGACCCUCUUCUAUCAGAAGAAGUCCCAGCGGCCGGAAAGACGGACAUUCCAGGUCAAGAUGGACACCAGGCAGGUCAUCUGGUUCCGGACGCCAGAGAAGGUGGAGGGUGAUAUUGAUAUUCGGGAGAUAAAGGAGAUCCGGCCGGGGAAGAAUUCGCGGGACUUUGAGCGGUUCCCCGAGGACGCCCGCAAGGUUGACUCCACCCUCUGCUUCAUCAUCCUGUACGGAGCCGACUUCAGACUGAAGACCCUCAGCGUGGCCGCGUUCAGCGAGGAGGAGGUGAACAUGUGGAUCAGCGGGCUGAACUGGGUGGUGUCGGACACGCUGAAGUCUCCGGGGCCCCUGCAGGUGGAGAGGUGGAUAGCAAAGCGAGGAGCUGCGACUACACGUCAGCGGGUUUAUAAUCUUCUCUGUGUUUCCAGCGUCUCCCUGAAGGACCUGAAGGCUCUUCUCCCCCAAGUCAACUACCGAGUGCCUAACAUGAGGUUCCUGCGGGACAAAAUGCAGGAGAUCGAGGCCCGCAGCGAGCUGUCCUUCGCGCACUUCGUCCUCUUCUACAAGAACCUGAUGUUUGACGCUCAGAAAUCGAUCAUCGAGCAACUGGAAUUGUCCUUCCCGCUACGGAAUGUGGACCGUCCGUCUCUGUGUCAGAUCUCGCUCUACGAUUUCCAGUGCUUCCUCCAAUACGAUCAGAAGGAAGUCUGGGCAAGUGACCUUGGUAAAGUGAGAGAUUAUCUAUGCAGUUAUCUCCGAGACACAGACAGCGAGAUGUCCGAGCCCGUGCUGCAACUGGACGAGUUCCUCAUUUACCUCUUCUCCAAAGAGAACGGGAUUGUGGAGGCGCAGUGUGACGCGGUGAUCCCGGAAGAGAUGAACUUCCCGCUGUCCCAGUACUGGAUCUCCUCCUCCCAUAACACGUACCUGACCGGGGACCAGUUCUCCAGUGAGUCCUCCUUAGAGGCGUACGCUCGCUGUCUCCGCAUGGGCUGCCGCUGCAUUGAGUUGGAUUGCUGGGACGGGCCGGAUGACCUGCCAAUCAUCUACCACGGACACACGCUGACCUCUAAGAUCAAAUUCCUCGAUGUCCUCUACACCAUCAAGGAGAACGCCUUCAUCACCUCCGAGUACCCGGUCAUCCUGUCCAUAGAGGAUCACUGCAGCGUCAUGCAGCAGCGGAAUAUGGCCUAUUACUUUAAGAAGGUGUUUGGUGAGAUGCUGCUGACCAAACCGGUGGACAUCAAUGCGGACGAGUUGCCGUCUCCCAACCAGCUGAAGAGGAAGAUCCUCAUUAAGCACAAGAAGUUGGUGGAAGGGAAUCUGUAUGAGGAAGUCUCCACAGCCAGCUACUCCGAGAAUGACAUCAGUAACUCCAUCAAGAAUGGAAUCCUGUACCUGGAGGACCCCAUCGAUCAUACUUGGAGUCCGCAUUAUUUUGUCCUGACCAGCAACAAGAUCUAUUACUCCGAGGAGACGUCCCGAUACCAGUCCAACGAGGAUGAAGAAGAGACAGAACCAAAGGAGGAGUUAAAUAAUAACGAGCUGCACUUCAGCAAGAAAUGGUUCCACGGGAAACUGGGCGGAGGGCGCGACGGGCGCCAGAUCGCGGAGAAGCUGCUGCAUGAGUACUGCACGGAGACCGGAGGGAAAGAUGGGACCUUCCUGGUGCGGGAGAGCGAGACGUUUGUGGGCGACUACACCCUGUCCUUCUGGCGCUCCAACCGGGUCCAGCAUUGCCGCAUCCACUCCAGGCAGGAAGCCGGCACCACCAAAUUCUACCUGACCGACAACCUGGUGUUCGACAGUCUGUACACCCUUAUCAGCCAUUACCGGGAGGUCCCGCUGCGCUGCAAUGAGUUUGAGAUGCGCCUGACUGACCCAGUGCCGCAGCCCAACGCCCAUGAGAGUAAAGAGUGGUACCACGCCAGUCUCACCCGCCUGCAGGCAGAGCACAUGCUGAUGAGAGUCCCUUGUGACGGGGCGUUCCUGGUGCGCAAGAGGAGCGAACCAAAUUCUUACGCAAUUUCCUUCAGGGCGGAGGGCAAGAUUAAGCACUGCCGCAUCCAGCAGGAAGGGCGUCUCUUUAUGCUGGGGAGUUCGGCAGAGUUUGAGAGUCUUGUGGAUCUUGUUAGCUACUAUGAGAAGCAUCCUCUGUACCGCAAGAUGAAGCUCCGCUACCCCAUUAAUGAGGAAGCUCUGGAGAAGAUGGGCACAGCGGAACUGGAUUACGGUGCCCUCUAUGAAGUUCGGACUCCGCACCUGUACGUGGAAGCCAACAAAAUGCCGACAUCUCGGAGUAUGGUGAAGGCUCUCUAUGACUACAAGGCCCAGCGGGAGGACGAGCUCUCCUUCUGUAAGCAGGCCAUCGUUCACAAUGUAGACAAGCAAGAUGGAGGCUGGUGGCGCGGGGAUUAUGGCGGGAAGAAGCAGCUUUGGUUCCCGGCGAACUACGUGGAGGAAAUGAGCAACGCGUUGACCACAGAGCGGGAUGACUCGUCGCUGUUCUUCGGUCAGUCUGCGGAGAACAGCCCCCUGGGAAACUUCCUGAAAGGGUUCAUAGACGUUCCCACUUGUCAUAUCGUCUUGUCUAAGGAAGGGAGAGGCCUCAAACCCCACAUGUUCACCAUCCACUCCCAGCAGAUGUCUCACCCCUCUCAAGCGCUGGAUGUGGCAGCCGACUCACUGGAAGAGCUUAACGACUGGAUAGCGAAGAUCCGAGAGGCUACCCAGAAUGCAGAUGCGAGGAUGCAAGAAGGGAAGAUAAUGGAGAGGAGAAAGAAGAUCGCACUGGAGCUGUCUGAGCUGGUCGUCUAUUGCCGCCCUGUGCCUUUCGAUGAGGAAAAGAUCGGGACGGAGAAGGCUUGCUACCGCGACAUGUCUUCCUUCCCCGAGACCAAGGCGGAGAAAUACGCCAACCGCAGCAAGGGGAAGAAGUUCCUGCAGUAUAACCGGCGCCAGCUGAGCCGCGUCUACCCCAAAGGACAGCGACUGGACUCCUCCAACUACGACCCGCUGCCCAUGUGGAUCUGUGGGAGCCAGCUGGCGGCCCUCAAUUUCCAGACUCCAGACAAGCCAAUGCAGCUGAACCAGGCGCUGUUCAUGAUGGGCGGACAGAGCGGGUACGUCCUGCAGCCGGACAUCAUGAGAGACGAUCUCUUCGACCCGUUCGAUAAAAACAGCCUGAAGAUCGUGGAGCCAAUCACAGUGCAGAUUCAGAUCCUGGGGGCCCGGCACCUCCCCAAGAACGGCCGCAGUAUCGUGUGUCCCUUCGUGGAGGUGGAGGUCUGCGGCUCCGAGUUUGACAACAGCAAGAACAAGAGCGAUGUUGUGGCCGACAACGGUUUGAACCCGGUGUGGACGAUGAAAGAGUUUGUGUUUGACAUCAAUAAUCCAGAGUUCGCCUUCCUGAGGUUCGUGGUGUACGAGGAGGACAUGUUCAGCGACCCCAACUUCCUGGCCCAGGCCAUAUUUCCUGUGAAGGCCCUGAAGACGGGCUAUCGCUCGGUCCCCCUGCGGAAUAGUUACAGCGAGGAGCUGGAGCUGGCGGCCCUGCUGGUGCACACAGAGAUCGUCAACGCUAAGGAAGAGGACGACGAGAAUCUGUACACGUCCAUCCAGCAGCUGCGUGACCGAGCCAGCGAGCUUUCCUGCCAAGUGUCCAGCUACGAGCGCGCCAAUAACUGCGACUCUCGCUACCAGCAGAGGCUGGAUGAGCUCCGGGCGGCCCAGGAGAGACUGCUCGAGCUAACCGAAGUGCGCAACAGGAAACUCAUGGAGAAGAAGAGAAGAGACCGACAGCUGGUGAACAAGAGGAACUGAGCUCCGGGCACGUUGAGUUCACGCUGAUUCC
Nanorana parkeri is the source of this 4074-nucleotide messenger RNA. RefSeq names its product 1-phosphatidylinositol 4,5-bisphosphate phosphodiesterase gamma-1-like. Lineage: Eukaryota; Metazoa; Chordata; Amphibia; Anura; Dicroglossidae. The record is from RefSeq and is a predicted model, not a curated record. Gene Ontology annotation, molecular function: phosphatidylinositol-4,5-bisphosphate phospholipase C activity; protein binding. The transcript is spliced from 32 exons. Bases 120 to 4043 code for a protein of 1307 amino acids. Gene Ontology annotation, biological process: phosphatidylinositol-mediated signaling; phospholipid catabolic process; positive regulation of epithelial cell migration.